This is a messenger RNA of Bradysia coprophila, 1807 nucleotides long. RefSeq lists its product as uncharacterized. Lineage: Eukaryota; Metazoa; Arthropoda; Insecta; Diptera; Sciaridae. The record is from RefSeq and is a predicted model, not a curated record.
AUGGUACAACUGGGUUAGUAGGACGAUAACUUAAAUUUCGCGUAGACGUGCAAUCGUUUGAUAAAACAAUGAAAUUUUCCAUUUUCUUCCUAAUUGCCAUCCAAUUAGUCGCCUCAAGUUUUGCGUUCGAUGCGGAAACUGAACGAAUUAUUGAUAAUUUUGUGGAAAAUGUGUUCAUGAUAAACAAUCAGAUACCCGGUGUGGGACUGUCUGUAAUACGAAAUGGAACGGUUCUAAUGUCGAAAGGAUACGGAAUGAGGAACAUUACCGCUGGUCGAGCGUCAGAUGGAAACACACUCUUUUCGAUCGGUUCAAUUACCAAAAGUUUCGUUGCUGUUCUUGUUGUUAAAACAUUAAAUGAAUUAUACCCUCAACGGGGCGCCGCUGUUCUAGACAUUCCCAUAGCACAAUUGAUUCCACCCACCGUCAAUUUCACAUUUAGUGAUCGGUAUAGAGCCGAGCAAACGACUUUUAGAGACAUUCUGGCUCACCGUACUUGUUUACUUAACGGAGAAGUUGAACUCCUUGUUGGCUCAGUACCAUCGGCUGCAGAAUACGCACACCGUUCCAGAUAUCUACCAGAAGUUUGCGAAUUUAGAAACGGAUAUAUGUACAACAAUAAUAUGCUUUCACUUGCCGGGGAGUACAUUGCUGCGAUUGCGGGAACAACACUGCAAAACAUGGUAAUCUCACUUGCUAGAGACAUUGGCAUGACAAACACAACCUAUGUCGAUUUUGAUGGCGCUUAUGAAUCACUUCCGGAUAUGUCACAACCGUAUAUACUGCGAAAUGGCACCCUUGUACAAUUCGAUAUGUUUCAAAUUCGAAGAGUUCACAUGGCCUUGGGGGCUGGAGGUAUUCUGUCCUCGGCAAAUGACAUGGCUAAAUACAUGGAGUUUCAUCUGAGUCAGGGACGAGUGGGUGAUAGGCAAAUCGUGCCAACGAAUGUGAUGAGUUGGUUGUACGCUAUAUCAAACGGAUUUGAUUUCCAAGGCGGCAGGAGUGAAGAUUCUGAGUCAAUCGUUUAUGGUGAUUUGGGAACAGCUCAAGGAUUUUUUUCAUCUUUAUAUGAUGGAUGGAGUGUUAUUCAUCACGGCGGAUACUGGCCUCCCUAUCACUGUGAUAUGCGUCUCUUCCCCGCAACAAGAAUUGGAGUUUUUAUUUGUACUAAUGGUCCAGGUGCUAUUUUUAACUAUCCUACACAUGAAAUUACGGCUUUAAAUAUCUUCGAACUGGUACGUGCAACGAAUCGAUCGUUUGAGGAAAUUGUAUCAAAAAACAUGAACAUUGGUACGCCCUUCAUCGAACAUCAACUCUUCAACGAUCACAAGACCAACAGAGCCUCUACAGCUUUACAUCACAACCAAAUGAGGAAACAAAUCGCACCGAAUGAUGUUGUGGGCUUAUAUGGACAUCCACACGACGGUGAUCUUAGUAUUGGAUAUGCGCCCGGCACCAAUAACUCUACACUUCAGGUGUACUUCAGCGAGUGGGCACACGGACGACUACAACAGGUUCCCGGGUUCAAUACUACUUUCAGUGUACAUUGGGACACCAUGGUCAUGGAUCAUUUUUAUUCGUAUCCAUGGGACGUGCCCAAUUUUUGGAUUGAUUUUGGAAUCGUUGAUUCGGUUUUGCUCCGGGCCGGUGAAUUUGACACAUAUCUCGAAUUUGAAUUCGUCAAAAAUGCAACGCUAGACACAUUUCCGGCAAUACCUUGGGCACCAACGAGUUGUGGACCGGAGUAGUCAGUGAAUAGGUUGAAGUGUAAGGCAAUGAAAUGCAAUUGGGUUCUUUAAGAAUAAAA